Bolinopsis microptera is the source of this 5128-nucleotide messenger RNA. RefSeq names its product cyclin-dependent kinase 1-like. Gene Ontology annotation, cellular component: IRE1-TRAF2-ASK1 complex. The coding region runs from base 11 to 1459 and encodes 482 amino acids. Gene Ontology annotation, molecular function: ATP binding; RNA endonuclease activity; protein serine/threonine kinase activity. The transcript has a single exon. Gene Ontology annotation, biological process: protein phosphorylation; mRNA processing; IRE1-mediated unfolded protein response. NCBI's taxonomy places the organism in Eukaryota, Metazoa, Ctenophora, Tentaculata, Lobata, Bolinopsidae. The record is from RefSeq and is a predicted model, not a curated record.
UAGCUUCAGUAUGCGUAAUCAGAUAAAGAUCGACUACAUCGUUGACAUAGUUGCAGAAGUAGCUACCGGGCCGCUAAUGACAGUCGUCUACGAAGGUACAUACGCUCCACUUCAAUUUCAGGGACUUUCCAAAAGUGGCUCCAAAAAAGUGCUCAUUAAAAAGAUUAACUCCCGGAUUUUAUCAAAUAAAGUAGAUUGGGAAACUCUGAGAUAUUUAGACCACCCAAAUGUUGCCUCUUACACAUUUAUUUCACAAAAGUCCCGCUUGUUUUCCUCGCAAACCUACAUCGUGCAGGAUUACUGUCAAAACACCCUCCAACAGCUAGGAUCCCUCUUCCAGUCCAACUGGUUGAGCAGUGGCGUCGUCAAGAACGCUGUCAAGGAAAUAGCUGCAGGAUUGACCUAUCUGCAUGGUAAAUCAAUAGUCCACAGGAACCUGAAACCAUCUAAUAUCUUGAUAAAACCACCACUGGAUAACCCAUCUCGUUUCAUUAUAACCGACUUUUGGUACACAAACGUAAGGGCUGUCCCCAAGAAUAACAGUGCAUGCUGUUGCUUCAAAACGCAAGUUCCUGACAACACGGAGAUCGUACAGUGGAUGGCACCAGAACUCCUAAACGACGACUCCAAAACCACCUCCCCAAUGAUGGACAUGUAUUCGUUCGGACGAAUACUGGAGUAUCUCUUUUGCCAAGGUCCCCUACCACUUUGCAAAGUGGACAGUUUUCUGUUCCGCCUUUUGAUCCAAGAGACAGUGCGUCUAACACCCUCCAGCAGGAUAACAAGUCGAGCUGUGCUGGAGAAACACCCCCUAGUUAUCGUACCUGCUCACAAAAAUGUUACUGUCACUGCUGACAUCAGGAUUGAUUACAUCAGAGAGGGUUAUGAUAGAAUUAUAAAGCUGAUAGGAAAUGAGUCAGAUAGGGUUGAUAUGAUCCAGUUGAUGGAAUCCAAGAUCCGCUCUAUUACUGUCAACGGUAGUCUCAUUUUCCCGUGGAGCGGUUCAGAUGAACAUGGUUCCUUUAGUCAUAGAAUGUACACUGAAAUGAACAAACACACCAAGCGGCCGUACAAUGAUAAUUCUUUUCUUGACUUGCUCAGAAUGGUAAGGAACUUUAGGAAGCACCCUCUUACCGGUGAAGAUAAUCUUGACCUGCUAGAUGAGAUUGAAGACGAUGCUAUCAGCAAGAACUUUCCUUAUAUCAUACCCUUCCUAUAUAUCUGUCUUGACUGUAGUUUGGACAGUGCAUUUGUACCGUCACCUAUCUUCAAUAGAAGCAUAUGUGCAGAAGAAAUAGAGAAGAGAUGUAUGGCAGGAUCACAAGUUGCCGGACCUGUAUCUGCGGAGUUGGAACGUGAGGAUAGUGGUGUGUUUCUAAUGGCGUCUAGUAGAGGUGGUGGUGGACCCAGCUUGCGGAGACGAGGAGGUGGUCGUCGUCACAAGAAACACCACCCCUGAUAAUAGCACGCUGGGAGCCUGAUGGAGGACAGAAAGCUAUGGAGAACUGUUGUCAAUGGAUCUCGGGAACACUACCCGCCUUAAGUCAAGUCAAGUGGGGACCUGAGUCCCCCACUCUUAUCAUUGAAACUAUCAUCUAGAUAUUAAUCUUCAUAUUAAUCUACCACCAUCAGUUAAAAUGUGUUAUAGUUAUACAGUGGAUAUGUUAAAAAUUUGUUUAAAAACAUUUUCAUUCAAUUUUGUACAAUUAAAUAUGAUUUGGAGAAACUCGAUUUCUAGGAUGUAAUCAGUUUAAUGGGUAUAUUUACUGAUAUAAAGUAUGUCACAGUGCAGUUUUGAGAGUUAAUAAAAACAAAACUUUAAGUUAAAACUGGUAGUUGUGUUUGUUCGGUCUUACAUCUUAUUUGAAUCUUAGUAUUUGGGCCUCAAAAUACACUCAGUUCGUUAUAUAAAGACGGUUAACUUUGGCGAACUUUUUGAAGGCUUCGCCGUCUUUAUUUCAUCAAAACCCGUCUUUAAAUUUGCUGGUAGAAGUAAGGUCAGAGUGUGAAAUGUGCUUUAUUACAUCCUAUCUAUUUUCAGACCUGUUGUGGCGUCUUUAAUAUGUCAAUUUUGAAGCCUUGCCGUUUUUAAUCUUUGUUCAUUUGAAGGUAUUGUCUUUAUAAAGCGCGUCUUUAUAAAACAAACUGAGUGUAGAUCUUUUCACACUACUGAGUAUAAGUGUCACUUAAUAUUUAACAAUAGUGCUUUAAACACCGUUUAUUAUCAUUAUAAUUAAUAAAAGUUUAUUUUCGGGGAAGUUUGUUGUGUAUCUUGCUUCCAACCCUCGUCUUGCUUCCAACCCUUCUUGAACUGACAUCUCAAGGCAACCACGACUGUUUCCAAAUGUGAGAGAGCUCGAAACUAAUCUGAAAGUGUGUUUUAUGAAACCUAAACCUCGUCCCCGGCAAGUAACUAGAGGACACGUUAUCCAGGAGAACGUAACCACAUCUGAUGUGUCAUGUAAUACAACACUUGGGUCCCUGAACAAUAGCUCAGUCGUCUGUACUAGCUGGCAGAUCACCGCAUCAAAAUAUCAUUAGCAUAACGUUUACGUGUAAAAGGGAGCGAGCUUGUAUCACAUCGACAAUAACGAUAGACUGUUAAUGUUUGAUGUUGUGGAGAUGAAAAGUCACGACGGAACAAAGAGCUGGUUUUUUUCUUUGUUAAUAAAUGAUUCCGUUAGUGUAGUUCGUUCUCAGCUGAGCACAUUGUUUGUCAUUCGGGUGUGGAAAUUAUUUGUUCAAAUGACCAACCCUAUUUGAAAUAUCUGUUCAAAUUAUACUACUGUAAACAUCUAGUACUAUUAACUAUUAUUAUUAACUAUUACUAUACCAACUUAUCUUGACUCUCCAGUUUUUUCAUUUAGACUUUUUCGUGGCUGAUCUUUCUGACAGUUUUUCAUCUAUUCUUACCAUAAACCUUUCGUAAAGUGUAGGUUAACGAAAAUGAGGAAGUUGAAGGUAGACUAUGUAAUGGAGUUCACGAAGAAGCUAGGCACAGGGCCCCUUCUGACCUCAGUUUACGACGGAUUAUAUGGCCUAGAUCCGAACAAAAGUGUUAAACGAGACGAUCUUUCAAAACACGAGCUCAAACGUAUCUUGAUCAAGAAGAUAAAUGCUAAAAUUGUCUCAGCUGAAGUUGAUUGGUGGAGAUUCCAGCGCCUGGACCACCCAAAUGUGGCCACGUACAUUUUCGUUCGUGAGGAUGCCCGUCUUUGUUCUUCAAGGGUUUUCAUUGCUCAGAAUUUCUGCGAAUACACUCUCAAUCAUCUAGCACAGCUAUUAAAUUUUAACUGGCUGACAGGUCAAGUCAUUAAAAGUGCUGUUAAAGACAUUGCUGAGGGUUUAAAUUACCUUCACGGACAGACCCCUAAUCCCAUUGUACACAGGAACUUGAAGCCCUCUAAUGUUCUCGUAAAGCCUCCAUUAGCGUUACCCGCUGGGUUUGUUCUCACUGAUUUCUGGUAUUCCAACUGCAAACGCCACCCUAAGAAGAGCAAUUGCUGUUUCUGUUGUUCGUCUGUUGCAGAGGAGGAUAACCCUGAAAUUCUGCGUUGGAUGGCCCCUGAGCUGAUAAGCGGAAACAACGAAAAGUCCGCUACCCCCAUGAUGGACAUGUACUCGUUUGGAAUGAUCCUCGAGUUCCUCCAGUCUCAAGGACCACUGCCCCUGGACGCAGUGGAUGACUAUCUUUUCAAGCUUCUUAUUCAGGAAACUGUCCGUGUAAAACCAUCCCACAGGAUAGUAUCUAGAGAUAUCGUAGAAUUCCAUCCUUUAUUGAUUGGAUCAAACCAACGAAACGUUAGGGGUGUUGCUAAGGCUCGGUUAACUUAUAUAAAAGAGGGCUAUAGCCGGAUUUUAAAACUUGAAUUAAACUCUGGCAGGGACAAGUUAAGAGAACAGAUUGACUCCAAGGCUCUCGGCAUUUUCGGUAGCGAAAUUUAUCCUUGGAACGAUUCUGCUCAAUCCACUAACUCCUUCAACCGAACAAUUUUCCAAGUAAUGAACAGAAUCUCACAAAAACCGUUCGACCCCAACUCGAUUCUUGACUUGAUAAGACUCAUACGGUACUCCAAGAAGUUUCUGUCAGCUGUAGGUGGCGGCAAAUAUAACGAAUUACUCAACAAAGUUGCUUCUGAUGCCUUCAGCAGGAGUUAUCCGCAUGUUAUCCCUUUAGUUUAUAUUUGUAUAGACUGUCGGCUUGAUCCUUCUUUUCUACCUUUGACGGUGUUUGCGGAGAGGACUUUUGAAAACAGUGUUGAAAACUUAUCUAGGAGCACCGACACCGAAUCUCAUCGAAGUUCAUGCUCUCGGAUGUCCCCACUUUCUGAAAGUUCUGAAACUUGGAAAACCUCUUCUUGGAACUAAGAUAAAUUGAAAAACUUGUUUAUACUGGCUCUCUUAUACAUAACUCACCAAUAAUUUGAGAGAGAUAUAAUUUUAAGUAACUUGUGGGUUCAUUAAGUAAUAAGUGCAAAGUCACAAAUCUUCAGAACGUUCAAUGGUGGAACUAUAACACCGUGGAUGAAAUCUCUGAAAAUGUGUCUGUUCACAGUCAACAUUUUCACAAUGUAUAUAAUGUAGGUGUGGGAAUUUUUUGUUUCAGAUUUUAAAAUUUGGAAAUCUGGUUUUAUAAUGCUGGACAGUUUUGUUUUUAGGAUUAAUUCAAUAAAUAUAACUAUGACACAAUUUACAUAUUGCACCUCGAAAGGGACGAUACGAUGUAUAUUCUUUUAAUUUACGAUGUAUAUUUUUUGAUUGAUGGUAGUCAUGUAGACAUGAAAACGUCGUAUCUCAAUGCGACCCGCUUGUGGCUCGACUAGUUUCUGCUUUUUACGGCCAUCAAAAAGGGAGUAUCACCUCAAUUAAUGUAAUAGAUUUGAAGCAUGGAUGGAAAAAACUUUAACCUGGUAACCAGAACCCUGUUGCCUGCGCAAGAGCAAUGCUAACUGAACAUCCACAUUUUUUGUGGACAAACUGAUAUGAAUCCUAGCUGCACACCAUUUUUUGUUGUCUGCACACUAAACUUUUCUUAAGGCAUGAUUUUUAGCGUUGUAAUUAGUUUUACACGAUUUAUCUCUAUUAUAUUAUAAUAUUCUUUUAAUCUUAUGAUUGGCUUUAACAACAA